Messenger RNA from Linepithema humile (Argentine ant), 1428 nucleotides. The record is from RefSeq and is a predicted model, not a curated record. NCBI's taxonomy places the organism in Eukaryota, Metazoa, Arthropoda, Insecta, Hymenoptera, Formicidae.
CUUUAUGAAUCAUAGUAACAAGAAACGCCCUUGAUGUGAUAAUUCUAAUCAUGUUCUUAUAUAUAGAAGUUUGAAAGAAGAGUAGUGGUAGUUAGUAGUGAGACGCUUCACAAGAUGUAUCUUACAUUGAUUCCGUUUUUCCUAGCGGCUAACGUAGUGAUAAACGACACGUCGAAAUGGACUUUUGGACCAGAAUAUUCGUUCAACCUGCAAGUGACCCAUGACAGUAUAUAUGAGAAAGAGCCAACCCGAAAAGUUUUCUCGACGGUAAAAUGCCGUCCCAAGAUGGAAGACAGUUUGUUUUGCGAUCUUCAGCACUUCAAGACUUCUGUCAAACAAAAAGAGAUUGUUCUCCAUACUUCAAUAAUAUUCGAGAUGAAGUUCAAUAAGAGCGGUGUAGAGAAAAUAUUUACAAAUUCGUCAGAUCCCUUUAAGAGAGAAUUAAUGCAAAAAAUCGCCCAACAGUUGAGCACUGGUAUCGAUGUACAGGACAAUUUUAAUGGUCGUUCUUUAUACUGGGAUGAGGAAGUAGUAUUUCAUGGACUCAAUUGUUGGAUGAGAUACAAAUUCAAGUAUCUUGAACCGAAAAUAAAUAUGUCAAAACAGAAUACUGAUUUCCAGUUAGUGAUAUUGCCGAUGUUCGAUGUAAAACCUCAUUCCAUUUUUACAACCGAAACAUAUUUUCACUGCGAUAUUCGGACUAAACCGAUAAUUUUUCAAAUAAAAUUCAGUGGCGCAACACAAAUCAAUAACAGAUUCAAAGGUCCGAUAUAUGUGAUUAACACGCUCAAUUUGCGGGACCCUGGACCCUUCCAGGAAGCAAUACAACUGACGCUGGAGAGUAUCCAACCUGCUCAAAAUAAAUUUAUAAAUAUUUUCAAUGGCAGUUGGUUUUCUCCAUAAUAUAUAAAUAAAAACGUAUAAGCUAACAUGAAUUAAAGUCAAAGACGUGAUCUUUCAAACGAUAUUGAUGAGAUAAACUAUAGAAUUUAUUGAAUAUUUUACAGAUCUAAAUGUAUUCAUAAACAAAAUAAACAUCAUUUCAUGAAAUAGUAAUAGUUUUUUUCUUGUAUCCGACAUUUAUUUACAACUGGAUUUAAUUUUAUUGAAAAAAACAGGAACACUUUUCUUAAUUGAAUGUAAUUAUAAUGCUCUUAACUAAGCGCUCUCAUUUCAUUUCAAUGAUUAUUCUUAAUACAAUGCAUGCAGUGAAUAAAACUAAUUUAAUCUCUUCUAAGCCUUGAGACGUCACUUUUACAGCGCAUAACAAAUCUCGUACAAAUUGUUGGCUUGAAAAGUUGUAAAUAUAUUUUUGACAGAUAUGUAUAUUGUUCCUCAAAUCUAUUUAUCAAAAUUUUAAAAGCCAUGCUAUUACGUAACUGUAAUUGCAACAAAUAACAGCGAAAAAUACUUGAAAAAUAUAAAUUU